UUCUAUCCUAAGGAUAGGUAUCCUAGCUGUCCCGGACAGCGCUCCAGCUUCUCUUACGCCCACUGCAGUCAUGUUCGUUCCCUGCGGGGAGUCGGUCCCCGACCUAAAGAACUUCACACUCCUGAUGCCAGCAGUAUCCGUUGGGAAUGUUGGCCAGCUUGCAAUAGAUUUGAUUAUUUCUACACUGAACAUGUGUAAGAUUGGGUAUUUCUAUACUGAUUGCCUGGUGCCAAUGGUUGGGAACAAUCCAUAUGCAACUGAAGAAGAAGACUGGAAUGAGCUCAGUAUAAAUGCUGAAGUGUAUUCCUUACCGUCAAAGAAGCUAGUGGUGCUUCAGCUCAGGUCCAUCUUCAUUAAGUAUAAAUCCAAGUCAUUCUGUGAAAAACUGCUGGCCUGGGCAGAAAGUAGCUGCUGUGCCAGGAUCAUCGUUCUCUCCAGCAGCCACUCAUAUCACCGUACUGAUGUACAACUCCGCAGUACUCCCUUUCGGUAUCUUCUUACACCUUGUUUGCAAAAGAGUGUUCAAAAUAAAAUAAAGAGCCUAAACUGGCUAGAAAUGGAAAAGAGUCGGUGCAUCCCCGAGAUGAGUGAUUCUGAGUUCUGCAUUCGCAUUCCCGGAGGUGGAAUCACAAAAACACUCUAUGAGGAAAGCUGUUGUAAAGAAAUCCAAAUGGCAGUUCUGCUGAAAUUUGUUUCAGAAGGGGACAAUAUCCCAGAUGCAGUCAGCCUUGUGGAGUAUCUUAAUGAAUGGCUUCAGAUAAUCAAACCAUGUAGUGACGGCCCCGUGGCCUCUGUCUUGCCAUGGAAGAUCCCCAGCUCUUGGCGGCUGCUCUUUGGCAGUGGACUUCCUCCCGCACUGUUCUGAUCUGUUUUCAGCCUUCUCCCUCGCCCCGCAGACAUCACAAAACCAGCUGUUGGGUGUGUGCUGUGCAGAAUUUUGUGCUGCCCCGGGGUGUGUUAGAAGUGCUAUAGUAAAACCUCGAAGAAAAGAGGUUGUAAAGGUUAUUAUGCUUGUUAUAUACAAUAAAUGUAAAUUCUGUACAAUAAAUUAUAUUUACUAAGCA
Messenger RNA from Rattus norvegicus (Norway rat), 1064 nucleotides. RefSeq names its product proteasome assembly chaperone 2 (gene Psmg2). The coding region runs from base 71 to 865 and encodes 264 amino acids. The transcript is spliced from 7 exons. The record is from RefSeq and is marked validated. NCBI's taxonomy places the organism in Eukaryota, Metazoa, Chordata, Mammalia, Rodentia, Muridae.